Messenger RNA from Ziziphus jujuba (common jujube), 1170 nucleotides. Its product is annotated as G-type lectin S-receptor-like serine/threonine-protein kinase SD1-1. The transcript has a single exon. Bases 1 to 1170 code for a protein of 389 amino acids. NCBI's taxonomy places the organism in Eukaryota, Viridiplantae, Streptophyta, Magnoliopsida, Rosales, Rhamnaceae. The record is from RefSeq and is a predicted model, not a curated record.
AUGAAGAGUGUGAGAUCAAGAAGCAGCAGCCAUUAUUCCCAUUUGGUACUCCUGCUCUGUUUGAUGGAGUUGGAACUUUUCCAUGCAGCGGCAGAGGAUAUUCAUACACUAACCCCUGGGACUGUCAUGAACGAUUUUGACUACUUGUGGUCUCCAAAUGAGUUGUUCCGUUUAAAAUUCUUUUCUGUUGGUGAAUCCAGUAACCAUUACUUGGGGAUUGAAAUAAUAAAAUUCGAAAAGAUAGUAUGGGUGGCCAACAGAGAUAAUCCCUUCGAAGAUACCUCUGGAGUUCUGAAUAUUACUGAAGAUGGUAACCUGCUACUUAGUAACAGGCAUGGGAUUCGUAUCACUCUAAACUCUGAAAGCCCAGCAAUGAGUUCUAACACAAGUGCCAUUCUUCUUGACUCUGGAAAUCUCAUUUUGAAGGCAGGAGAUCAGAUCGUGUGGCAGAGUUCCGAUCAUCCAUCUGACACAAUUCUGUCGGCCAUGAAACUGCGAUUGUUUGCUGCUUUGAAUUCAAGACAGCCUCGAGAGCAUUUACUAACAUCCUGGAUAAGCAUAGCAAUUGCAGCAUCAGGGACAUUCACUCUUGGAGUUGAUCCAAACAAAACAAAUCAACUUGUAAUUUGGCUAAGAGGGAAACUCUUCUGGCAGAGUGGGAACCGAAAUGGUCAUAACUUUACCUACUUCCCAGCCUCUGGUCCGUUUAAUGACCUUGAAAGUAGUAAUUUGAAAUUCAGCUACAUCUCAAACGGCAAUGGGAGCUACUAUACAUAUUCUGUGCCUCCCAAUUAUAUCUCCUUGUUUGCAAUCAACCCGACUGGGGAAGUUCACUUUUUUCAAGGGGGAAAUAAUAAAUAUUCAAUCUGGUAUCUAUACUGUAAUGCAGGAGAAGAGAAUGGAUCCAAGGGUUGUAUAGACAAGAAGCCAUCUAAGUGUAAUAGUGGAUAUCAGUUCAUACAGAAAUAUGGAUACUUGGAAAGCUGGGAACACCUUUAUAACUUCAGUCUGGCUUUGGGGGACUUCAAAGACAUGUGUAUCAACAACUGUUCCUGUAAAGCCUAUGGGUCACUACAAACUGAUGGAAAAGGGUGUCGAUUUUCAUACGACCAAAUCCUCAGAUAUCAAAAUCUGAGGAACCUUUUUACUUGCGCAACAACAGCAUCAUAA